Molecule: messenger RNA, 9939 nt
Organism: Clupea harengus (Atlantic herring)
Lineage: Eukaryota; Metazoa; Chordata; Actinopteri; Clupeiformes; Clupeidae
Gene: helz2a
Product: helicase with zinc finger 2a
Exons: 20
Coding region: 515-9142 (2875 amino acids)
Molecular function (GO): 5'-3' DNA helicase activity; RNA binding; metal ion binding
Source: RefSeq, a predicted model, not a curated record
GAAUUACAAGUGCCCAUCGCUAAAUACAAGUGUAGGCUAAAAGCCCACCAAAACGCAUUGUGACCCGAUCUCUCCAACCACUUGCCGAGUUGGUCUGGACUAGAUAUUACUUGGACGUAACAGGAAAUACGUCACCAAUGCUUGCAUCUUUUACAUCUUUCUUUCUCUUGAAAAUAAGUCUGAUGGGUUCAGCUUAGAUGACACUAUAUUGCAUGUACUAAGUUAGGGUUUGUUUAUCAACCUGUUCAUUGACAUGUUCAGGAAAGACAGUCUUCAUGCUGUUCAGCCGUCGAAGUUAAGUUUCGUUUUCGGAGAAAAAACACAGCGUUGCUAAGUAAGUCACCUGAUCUGACCGCUAUAUAUACGAGGUAAACCUGCCGAGGAGUACAAUACACGCUUGGAAUAUCGACGUUAGACGUAUUCGACUCCUGUAUUAUUUUCCCCCGUAUUACUUUUCUUUAAAGGGAAAUACGUUCUCUCAAAGAUGAGAUUAUAGGUCCAAUGAUAUCAUAUAAUGGCAGUCUCCAAAACCACCAGGCGCAUAGACUUAUGCCCACUACUGAGGACACACGAGCUGCACGCUGCCUGCCGCUCUUGCUGCAAACAGAAAGCUGAAAUCACAUUCUGUCUAGUUGAGCAUACCGAUGCCAGAUCGAAUCACCGAUGCCAGGGAAAUAUUUUACUGGCAAGGGAGAGAGGUGCAGACCGAUGGAGGCCAGUUAAGUCACUACCUUCAUUUGUCACACCAGCCAAAUACGUAGUGUGCUGGAAUUUUAAGGAAGGAUUUGGUUGCAGAUCCCAUGGGAAAAGUUGUUCAUUUGCUAGUAGCUCAGAGGAAGCAACAGUGUGGAAUUUCUUAAAAAACUCCAGGCUGGACCACAGGGCACUUAUCAACAUGUUAGAAUCUGGAACAAAUCCUCCAUCCCGAUUGGAAGAUCACCCUGGAGGCACAGACAGGAUUCUAAGCCGGUUUCCAGGGAGGUUCUUGGAACUGUGUGAGACGUGUUUCCAUAGCAGUCCACAGCGGAUAUCCAGAAAGCAAAGCGCUGGACAUCCAACAUGUUGCACCUCCAAUCAUCGCUGGAAACCUAUUCUGGUUUUCUCUGAGGACAAUCAGCAAAAGAAUGUGGAAUACCAUAUAAUAAGAGCAUUGCCCAACGUAGACUACUCUCAGUGGCGAUACUGUAGGUAUGUAGAACGUGGACAACCAUGCUGGCACGGUGCUCAUCGCUGUUGGUUUGCUCACAGUGAGGUGGAGAUGGCAGUAUGGACAGAGGAAAGCCAGGGGCCAUUUGAUCGCUCCAAACUGCUGGGAAAAGAUGUGCAGAGGUCACAGGGAUCGGUGGCUAAUUCAACACCACCAGGGAAGCUGCAGAAGUGUAUGGAGGAGCACUACUGCAAGCUCUGCCGAUGCAAGUUCCGCUCUCAGGAAGACUAUAUGAACCACUGCUUCACAAGUGAACAUAGGCAACGUAUCUUUGAAGAUGGCUCAGAAAAGGGAAAAUACAGAGACCCACCCCAAACUUACCAUUCCUUCAAAAUGUGCCAAAGGCCUCACACAUGUGAAUAUGGAGACAGAUGUUUGGAGGCACAUUCUGCAGAAGAACUGCAGGAGUGGCUCUCCAGAGCAAGGGCUUCCAGAAAGAAGGCCAGCGCGGCAGAAGAACAGGGUUUACUGUCUUACCAGGACCGCUUACUAGAGGAGUACCGGAGCAGUUCCAACCCAGACCACAUUAUAUCUGAAACUGUUUCAGGAGUUACAGGCAACUGUGAUAUGGACCUGUCCACAUCUGUCCAAAAGGAGAAAGUUCCAGUGAGAUGGAAAUUUACUAUAGUUUCUAAAAAACCUCUGGCUGAGAUUGCAUUACUCAAACAGGAGCCAGGGGCUUCAUUCACAUUAGGUGAAAACAGCAAUGAACAUCGAACACACUCCACAGGUGACUGGUAUCGCACAUCUAGCGCACGUAUGGAGUGUAGAUAUGAAGUGACAGUGUCCUUUGUGUCCACCCACCCUGGACUGUAUGAACAGUGGCUAGUGUUUGACUUUGACACACGGCCAGUUCUUCUACACAAACUCCAGGUCAGGGUUGGUGUGCCACCCUCUCCCCAUCCAGAGAUUUGGGAGAAAUCCUCAGUCCCCACAGGCCUUUCGUCUCCACAUCUGAAGCUUUGGAACAGAGGAAACAGGGUCAUCGUCCCAUACUUUAACCGGGCUGAAGCAGAGAUAAAACUUCUUAAAGAGUUUAAGCCACCCGCCAUGAACUCCCAGUAUUACCAGCUGACCAAUGACUGUGUUCCCAUUAGUCAUCACAACUACAGGGAGAAAAUGCACAACUUCUUAGACCAAGAGGAGCUAGCUGAGGAGCAAAUUGUUUGCAGGCUCAAUCUUCAUGGGAACAUUAUAUUGUCAGAUAACUUGUGUGACAUUCGUUUUGGGCUGAAAAUGGCUUACGAUGGAGAACUCUUCGCGCAACUUCUGGUCUCCCAUGCACUCACCCCAGACACCCCCGAGGGGUUCAUGUUGAAACGAUGCGUGGAGUUCGUUCUUGUGGGUGAGGUCACUACAAAUGAUCAAAGCCAAAAAGUCUACGAGGCUAAGAUCCUUAGAGAUACAGCCAGUGAGAAGGAGAUACACCUGCAGCUCUCCAGAGAGUGCUGUUCAGACUUGGGUCUUCAAAAGGGUCAGACACGUAUGAUGGAGGUCCAGUUCCAGCUUAACCGCCUCUGGUUCUGUGAGAUGCACAAGGCCGUUGACCUCCUUCCAGAUCUUCAGUGCGUACUGCCAGACUUUAGUAAGACUUGUGUUCCUGUACAUUCAACAAAACACCGCAUGGACGACACACCCAAUGUAAAGCAACAGGCAGCAAUGGGCUUCAUUCUUGGGAACCCUGAUGGCAAAAACCGCGUGGCGCCACUGCUGAUAUAUGGGCCCUUUGGAACUGGAAAAACAUUCACUCUUGCUGCAGCUACAGUCGAACUAAUGAAAGAGGACAGUAACAGAGUCUUAAUAUGCACACACACAAACAGUUCUGCUGAUCUGUAUGUGAAGGAUCAUUUCCAUAAACACGUUGAGUCAGGAAACCUAAAAACCAAACCUCUGAGAAUAAAAGCAAAGGAAAUAUCUCCAAAAAGCACUGAUCAGAUCACAAAGAACUACUGUCUUCUAACUGAAGAUGGCCAGUUUUUCAAAUUCCCCAACAAAGACACAGUGGACUUGACAAGAGUUGUCAUAACAACCACUGGAGUGGCUCGCCUUCUCUGUGACCUGCACCUCCCCAAAGAUUACUUCAGCCACAUAAUGAUUGACGAAGCCUCUCAGAUGCUGGAGUGUGAAGCCCUGAUGGCUCUUGGUCUGGCGGGCCGUGAGACUCGAAUAGUUUUGGCUGGAGAUCACAUGCAGAUGGGGCCCAAGCUAUUCUCUGUGGAGGACGAGAAGCGCUCAGACCACACUCUGCUCAAUCGCCUCUUUCAUUCUUAUAAAAGUGAAAAGGAUAACACUGCCUCACGAAGCAAGAUCAUUUUUAAUGAGAACUACCGCUCCACAAAAGAGAUUGUGGACUUUGUGUCUACUUACUUCUAUGUUGGCAAAAAAGAUGUCAUCAAGGCCAGCGGAAAUGUUGCUGCUCACCCUACACAGUAUGCCUUGAUGUUCAGCCAUGUCCGUGGGGAAUGCCAUCUAGACACAACAACCAUGUCUUGGUACAACCCUGAACAGAUAACAAAUGUUGUUCAGAUUGUUCUAGAGCUUCUCAACAACUGGCCCGUUGAGGAAUGGAAUCAACGAGAUCCCUCUGCCAUCUGCAUUCUCUCACAAGGCACCCAGGUUUACCAGCUCAGGACAAAAUUAAAAGCAGUACAGUUGCACAGUGUCACAGUGGAGAAUGCAGAGAAUGUUCAAGGCAAACAAUUCCGAGUGAUAAUAAUUGUCACAGUGCACACGAGAGAUACAUUAAAGCCGUCUGCUUCCAACUGCUUGGAGUUCUUCAAUGAUGCCCGUGUCCUGAAUACAGCCAUGACCAGAGCACAGUCUCAGGUGAUAGUAGUAGGAGACGCUGCUGCUCUCUGCUACUUUGGGAAAUGCUCCAAAACAUGGAGAAGCUACAUAGAGCACUGCAUUGCAAAUAACAGUGUUAAACCUGAGCAUCUGACCCAGUCUUUUCUAAACGAAGAGGUCAUGGAGAUCUCCAGAUUUGUCCCAACACAGGAAGAGGAUACCAGUGAUACUGAUUCGUCAACAUCAGAAAUGCCUGACAUGGACCCAAUUCUUCAGGAGCUCCUUGAUGAGAGCAAUGAUUGGAAAGUGAACGUAACAGAGGAGGGCGUGUUAGAUAUCUUCAAAAAUGACCAUCUUGACAAGACAUCUGAUGACCAUGAAGAGAAGUACCAUGUGGACCAAAGUGAUUCCGCAUUCCACCAAUGGAAUGGUGAAGAAAAUGAGUUUACAAGCAAAAGUGUGCUCAAACGCUGCACAAUUGUGAUGGAGAGAUAUGACUCAGGCUAUGCUAUACCACUUGAUGACCCAGCUUCAAGGAUUAAAAUCAGUGGAAGGCAAAAUAUUUGCGGUUGUUUUCCUGGUGAUGAGGUCCUUGUAGAAGUGUUGAGCGAAGAAAAUACACCACCUACAGGAAGAGUGCACGGAGAAGGAAGAGCCCCUCCAUCCAGCAAACAGUAUGUAUGCACCAUUGAAAAAACUGACUACCAAGUGAUGACCCCGAUUAAUAGGUGCAUAUCCAAGAUAUACACUCCAUUUUGGAGGGAUAAACCACAGCACAUUGCUGUGCGUAACCCAGAGGACUGGGGGAUUCAGAGAUUUGUUAAGGUUAAUGAGGAAUCUAAGAGAAAUCUUCUUUUUGUUGUCCAAGUAUUGAAGUGGAGAAAGAAUUUUCGCUACCCGCUAGGCAUUGUUGUGAAAGUCUUGCCAAAAGUGACGUCUUUGGAGGCUGGCAUGGAGGUGUUAAACUUAGAGUAUCAGCUCUCAAAGAUUCCUUCACUUCAACAACAAGAAAUGGUCAAACUUCGGGAGUGCUCCAAAGAUUUACAUGGACGGGAUGAUUUCCGCAGCAUCAUAACUUUCACAAUAGAUCCCUCACACUCUCAAGACCUUGAUGACGCAAUCAGUGUAAGAGAUCUUGGCCAAGAUUAUGAAAUAGGGAUUCACAUAGCUGAUGUUGCACACUUUGUGUCCAAGGGAAGUAGAUUGGAUGAAUAUGCUAAACAGCAAGGAACUACUUUCUACCCACCUGGACUUGGAACUACACCUGUGUACAUGUUCCCAAGAGAGCUAAGUGAAGAUUUUUUCAGUCUACUUCCGGGUCGCGAUCGACACACAGUUUCACUUAUGGUGGUCAUUGACAGGACAACGGACCGCAUAAAAUCAACAAAAUUUCACCUCUCUGUGAUUUGCUCAGACCGAAAAGUUUCCUAUGAUGAAGCAGAGGAGAUCCUUCAAAAUCCAACAAUCAGCAGUGACCCAUGCUUUGACACAGUGGAGGGCUGCCUGGAGAUUGCAUCCCACUUCUCAGAAGUUCACAGAAAGGACAGAAAACAGGAUGACUGGUGCUACAAGUCACCAUCUGAAGAUUCAGUCAUUGGUAGCCGACAAUCUCACAGUGUGGUGGAGGAACUCAUGAUCCUCUUUAAUUACAGUAUUGCUCAGGAACUACUCAAGAAUGAGAAGACCAAGAGCUGUACGCCUCUAAGGUGUCAAGAAAGGCCAGAUAUGGCUGGCCUUGGACAGCUACGGGAGCGAUGCAGCCCAUGGCUCCCUCUGUCUAUUCAUCUAUCUCGCCUUAUGGAGGAUGAGGGAGGUCUCAGGAGUCUUCCAGAAGCUAACCGAACUGUGUGCAGCACUGCAAGUGGUGUUGGUCAACAGAGUAAUUCGGACAACACAGCUUUUUUGAGAAAUGGCAGCCGGGAACCUGACACUUUUUCAAUACUUACAUCCCUUCUUGAGAAUCUUCAAACGGCAGCCAACGAAAGAGACAUCCACAGAAUUCUUGACCUCAUCACAACAGAUGAUGUGCAUCCACAGUUGCUGCCCAUUGUCCUUGCAUUCCGGAAGCUCAUUCACAGAGCCCAUGUUCUCCGCUCCAACUCGACUCUCACCUCUAGAGUUGGGCACUUUGAUCUUGAACUGGACUGCUAUAGUUGGGCCUCCUCACCAAUUCGCCGCUAUGUGGAUAUCAUUGCUCAAAGGAUUCUCCAUUCUAUUCUAGAAGACAAAGAUAUUAGGUAUUCACCCAUUGAAAUUGAUCAGGCAUGUGUCAGCUUUUCUCUACAGAAUGACAGGCAGUCCAAGUAUGAGAGGACAUCCCGCAGCCUACACUUUGCCACUGAGUUAAGAACACAAAGUGCAAGGAAGAUUGCUUUCAUCACUGGUAUCCCGCCAAAUGGCAACCAUUUUCAGCUAUCGUUUCCACUGCUACGACACUCAAUAUGUGACGACGUGGUCAUCAUGUACAGGGACCUUCAGUUAGCAGACCAACCCGCGUAUGAUGCACACAGAAACUGUUUAAUUCUUAAAUGGAUUCGAAGGGUGUACUCAUUUAUACGGGAUGACAUCCACUCUGAGCUGGAAAAACAAGUUCCAAAUUCUCUAAUUACACAGGUGUCAAGGGAGGCAUGGGUACGUUUGUUGUCUACCAUUAGGGAAGAAAAAUGGGGGGACAUGCUUGAACAUCUCCAGGAAGUCACCUCAGAAGUAAGGCAUGGGGGUACUUUCAGUUACACAGAGCCACAUGACGGCACAAUGAAAAAGUCUAGGAAAGCAGAUGCAAUGGAGGGCCAUUUUGUUGAGUUUUCACUGCAGCUGAAGCAGGGUGGCACCAUUGAGGUACAGCUUGGAACAGACACUGCAAGGGGACUGCUGGUUCCAGCUGUACAGCUCCUGGUUGUAAACCCUAAUUUUGAGAUUUGCUUGGAACACAUCAAGAACCCAAUCGAGUGUUUCUCCAAAUACGCUCUUCGUGCUUCCAAGGAUGCAUAUCCCACGUACAGUGACUACCAAAAAAUAUGGAGGCCCCUGUGUGAAAUGGAAUCUGCAUGCAAUGCUGUUUCAGAAAAUGAAACCAUUGUCUUAGAAGAUGUGGAGCUUACGUGGACACAUGUUCAAAAAGAUGAAAUUAUGCAAGGAUUCUUUGAACUUCCCUUUGAGAAGAAGGAGCAGUGGGCUAUUGAAUGCGACUUCAGGAAUUGUUUCCUGUGUAUCCGUAUGAGGCGAUAUGACAACGAUUUCCAACCAGAGAAAAAGCGCGCCCAUACACUCACAGAGUGUAAAUACUUAGACCUCACAGAUAUGACCAACGUCAUCUGGAUUGCUCAUGGUGUAACCACUCAAGUCACAGAGGACGAGGAGACCAAAGACAUCAAGAUAGACUUCUGCAUUAAUCACUUACCCAUGACCAAUAUUCCACAGAGAAUCUUUUUGAAGAAUGGAAGAUUCACUGUAGAGUUGAUUCCCAAACUCCUCCCAGAUGUGAGGAAAGAGGAUGCAAUAAAGCGCCUCACCAAGGCAAAUCAACUCGUGAAGGACAUUGCACUUGGCAAACGGAUCCAUUCUGAGAGCAUAAAAAUCAUUGGCAAACAAAGUGGGACAUUUGACAUGGAGAAUCAUCGUGCCUUUGGUUUUCCAUCCUUGAACGAAAGUCAGAAUAAAGCCAUAAGAGAGACACUUCAGAACCGCUUCACCCUCAUACAAGGACCCCCAGGAACCGGGAAAACUGUUGUCGGAGUCCACAUUGUUUAUUGGUUCUUUAAACAGAGUGAUGAGACACAAAACAAGAGAUGCAUUCUGUAUUGUGGCCCAUCUAAUAAGUCUGUUGAUGUGGUUGCAGGUCAGCUCCUGAAACUGACUGCCGUGUUGCGGCCACUUAGGGUUUACAGCGAGCAGAUGGAGGUGCGGGAGUAUCCCUACCCAGGCAGCAGCCUGAAGCUCUCUCGCCAGUCCCUCAGGGAGGGGAAACCCAACAAAGAGCUGAGACCCAUAACCUUGCAUCAUGUGAUGCGGGAGCCAGAUAAUCCAUUCUCAUCAAAGAUACGUCUCUUUGAUGAACGAAUUAAAAGAGGAGACAACCUUGAGGAGAGUGAAAUUAAGAGGUACAAAAGUCUCCUGCAGAAAGCCCGCAAGCACGAGCUGUUGAGGCAUGACGUCAUUCUGUGCACUUGCACCGCUGCCUCACACCCAAACUUUGCCAAACUCAACCCCCGGCAGAUCAUCAUAGACGAGUGUGCCAUGGCAACAGAGCCUGAGGCUUUCAUCCCGUUAGUCACCCAUCAGCCUGAGCAGAUUGUCCUUAUUGGUGACCAUAAGCAGUUGAAGCCUGUCGUCCAUUCUGAUGUGGUGGAAAGACUGGGUAUGAGCAAGUCUCUCUUCGAGCGGUAUAUGAAGAAAGCCUUGAUGCUUGAUAUCCAGUACAGAAUGCAUGAAGACAUCUGUGAGUUCCCUUCACAGCAGUUCUACAAUGGCUACCUAAAGACUGGACAACGCCCUAAGGCAAGGCCAAGUGUACUCAUGACCGCCUCACAGCAUCCAACCCCUAUCUUAUUUGGACAUGUUGAAGGGAAGGAAGUGGGUCUGGUGGUGUCAACAGAAAGGGGGAAUGAAAAUUCAAUGGCAAACCUUGAAGAGGCUGAACAAACGGUCCGGCUUGCAUCACUGCUAAUAAAGUCAGGAAUAGAUGCAGAACAGAUUGCCAUCCUCACACCCUACAAUGCACAAGUGGCCAAGAUCAAUGCAGAAGUGGCCAAGAUCAGUGAGACUCUGUUAUUGAGAGGCCUCCUCAAAGUCACGGUUAGCACCAUCAUGAAGAGUCAAGGAAGUGAAUGGAGGUAUGUUAUCUUGUCCACUGUGCGUUCCUGUCCCAAAUCCGAAAUUGACAGUGCACCAACUAAAUCCUGGCUCAUGAAAAAGCUGGGAUUUGUCAUGGAUCCCAACCAGGUUAAUGUGGGAAUCACAAGGGCACAAGAGGGCCUGUGCAUCAUUGGAAAUCAGACUCUGCUGCAGUGCAGUUUCCUCUGGAAGAAGCUACUGAAUCACUACCAUGGAAAGUGGUGUGUGGUGAAUCCUGCUAAAAACAUCCAGGUGCAGAAAAACAAAGGUGGAACCCAGACCAAAGGCGUCAGGACCCUCCUACUUAAAAACUAAUGUGCUAGCGUAGCUAUGUCAGUUAUCAGACAGUGUCAAACAUCGGCCAUUCUGUUAAACAAUCAAAAUGCUAAGUUUAAUAAUGGAUUAACAAUCUAUAACUUCAGUUUAAUAAUGGAUUCACAUGACAACGCAAAAGUUUGCCGAUAACACACGCCGUCCGAUAAUUAACACCGUUACGAUAAGUUCCGUCUUUAUUUGUAAUUAGGUACAAUCAUCUGGACCAUCUGAAUCACAACCAAACUAUUGGUUGAGUAUUAAGUAAUAUUUAAUGAGUAUUUUUGUGUCUAAAUAAUAAUGUACAGAUUGUAAAGACGAAUGAACUUUUGAUGUACAGAUAUUUUGAUAUUUUUUACUUUAUAUGAUGUUUUGUAUUGUGUUUAUUUUAAAUUUUGUGUUUGUAAUGUAUUCGUUGUUAUGAAAGGGUAAUUUGGUUGUAUUAUGUUCUAUAAAUAAUUGUUGCAAAUAUUUUAUUUUACUAUAUUAUUCUAUUGCACUUUACCUAUGCUUGUCACAGUCAAUGUCACUGUACUUUUACACAAAUAUAUUUAAGCUUCCUUUAAGCAUUCUGGGACAUUUUGAGACAAAAGCUGUAAUUUUUGUCACCAAUGUUUAGUCAACAUUCCAUGUCUGGUUGUCUAGACAUACAGUAUAUGUUAAUAAUAAGCUAUACAGUCCAGCUUAGCUGGAUUUUAAGAAAUGCCAGCAUAUGAAAGAGUUUUCUUGUAACUAUACACCCAUACUGAUAUGUGUAGUGUGAUUGAUGACAUCUCAGUAAAAGUUCCCUCUUCAUUUUU